This is a messenger RNA of Homo sapiens (human), 14652 nucleotides long. RefSeq names its product gremlin 1, DAN family BMP antagonist (gene GREM1). The record is from RefSeq and is marked reviewed. Gene Ontology annotation, cellular component: extracellular region; cell surface. Gene Ontology annotation, molecular function: transmembrane receptor protein tyrosine kinase activator activity; receptor ligand activity; vascular endothelial growth factor receptor 2 binding. Gene Ontology annotation, biological process: cardiac muscle cell differentiation; ureteric bud formation; positive regulation of transcription by RNA polymerase II. NCBI's taxonomy places the organism in Eukaryota, Metazoa, Chordata, Mammalia, Primates, Hominidae.
AGACGCGCCCGCUUAGCGAGGGCGCGAAGUCCAGGCCGCCAGAGCGCAGGAGCAUCCGGACCUGCUAGUCGGCCGCUGACUGCGCGGCGAGUUGCCUUGAGAGGGUCCCAUGUGCUUGGGGCGCCGCGCUGGGUCUGGGGGCGUCUUGGGGCGCCCAUUGGAGUCCGCGGGUUGGAGCAUCCGGAGAAUCCAUGAUGUGUGCAUUUGCCGAUCCCCGAGUAUGAGCCGCACAGCCUACACGGUGGGAGCCCUGCUUCUCCUCUUGGGGACCCUGCUGCCGGCUGCUGAAGGGAAAAAGAAAGGGUCCCAAGGUGCCAUCCCCCCGCCAGACAAGGCCCAGCACAAUGACUCAGAGCAGACUCAGUCGCCCCAGCAGCCUGGCUCCAGGAACCGGGGGCGGGGCCAAGGGCGGGGCACUGCCAUGCCCGGGGAGGAGGUGCUGGAGUCCAGCCAAGAGGCCCUGCAUGUGACGGAGCGCAAAUACCUGAAGCGAGACUGGUGCAAAACCCAGCCGCUUAAGCAGACCAUCCACGAGGAAGGCUGCAACAGUCGCACCAUCAUCAACCGCUUCUGUUACGGCCAGUGCAACUCUUUCUACAUCCCCAGGCACAUCCGGAAGGAGGAAGGUUCCUUUCAGUCCUGCUCCUUCUGCAAGCCCAAGAAAUUCACUACCAUGAUGGUCACACUCAACUGCCCUGAACUACAGCCACCUACCAAGAAGAAGAGAGUCACACGUGUGAAGCAGUGUCGUUGCAUAUCCAUCGAUUUGGAUUAAGCCAAAUCCAGGUGCACCCAGCAUGUCCUAGGAAUGCAGCCCCAGGAAGUCCCAGACCUAAAACAACCAGAUUCUUACUUGGCUUAAACCUAGAGGCCAGAAGAACCCCCAGCUGCCUCCUGGCAGGAGCCUGCUUGUGCGUAGUUCGUGUGCAUGAGUGUGGAUGGGUGCCUGUGGGUGUUUUUAGACACCAGAGAAAACACAGUCUCUGCUAGAGAGCACUCCCUAUUUUGUAAACAUAUCUGCUUUAAUGGGGAUGUACCAGAAACCCACCUCACCCCGGCUCACAUCUAAAGGGGCGGGGCCGUGGUCUGGUUCUGACUUUGUGUUUUUGUGCCCUCCUGGGGACCAGAAUCUCCUUUCGGAAUGAAUGUUCAUGGAAGAGGCUCCUCUGAGGGCAAGAGACCUGUUUUAGUGCUGCAUUCGACAUGGAAAAGUCCUUUUAACCUGUGCUUGCAUCCUCCUUUCCUCCUCCUCCUCACAAUCCAUCUCUUCUUAAGUUGAUAGUGACUAUGUCAGUCUAAUCUCUUGUUUGCCAAGGUUCCUAAAUUAAUUCACUUAACCAUGAUGCAAAUGUUUUUCAUUUUGUGAAGACCCUCCAGACUCUGGGAGAGGCUGGUGUGGGCAAGGACAAGCAGGAUAGUGGAGUGAGAAAGGGAGGGUGGAGGGUGAGGCCAAAUCAGGUCCAGCAAAAGUCAGUAGGGACAUUGCAGAAGCUUGAAAGGCCAAUACCAGAACACAGGCUGAUGCUUCUGAGAAAGUCUUUUCCUAGUAUUUAACAGAACCCAAGUGAACAGAGGAGAAAUGAGAUUGCCAGAAAGUGAUUAACUUUGGCCGUUGCAAUCUGCUCAAACCUAACACCAAACUGAAAACAUAAAUACUGACCACUCCUAUGUUCGGACCCAAGCAAGUUAGCUAAACCAAACCAACUCCUCUGCUUUGUCCCUCAGGUGGAAAAGAGAGGUAGUUUAGAACUCUCUGCAUAGGGGUGGGAAUUAAUCAAAAACCGCAGAGGCUGAAAUUCCUAAUACCUUUCCUUUAUCGUGGUUAUAGUCAGCUCAUUUCCAUUCCACUAUUUCCCAUAAUGCUUCUGAGAGCCACUAACUUGAUUGAUAAAGAUCCUGCCUCUGCUGAGUGUACCUGACAGUAGUCUAAGAUGAGAGAGUUUAGGGACUACUCUGUUUUAGCAAGAGAUAUUUUGGGGGUCUUUUUGUUUUAACUAUUGUCAGGAGAUUGGGCUAAAGAGAAGACGACGAGAGUAAGGAAAUAAAGGGAAUUGCCUCUGGCUAGAGAGUAGUUAGGUGUUAAUACCUGGUAGAGAUGUAAGGGAUAUGACCUCCCUUUCUUUAUGUGCUCACUGAGGAUCUGAGGGGACCCUGUUAGGAGAGCAUAGCAUCAUGAUGUAUUAGCUGUUCAUCUGCUACUGGUUGGAUGGACAUAACUAUUGUAACUAUUCAGUAUUUACUGGUAGGCACUGUCCUCUGAUUAAACUUGGCCUACUGGCAAUGGCUACUUAGGAUUGAUCUAAGGGCCAAAGUGCAGGGUGGGUGAACUUUAUUGUACUUUGGAUUUGGUUAACCUGUUUUCUUCAAGCCUGAGGUUUUAUAUACAAACUCCCUGAAUACUCUUUUUGCCUUGUAUCUUCUCAGCCUCCUAGCCAAGUCCUAUGUAAUAUGGAAAACAAACACUGCAGACUUGAGAUUCAGUUGCCGAUCAAGGCUCUGGCAUUCAGAGAACCCUUGCAACUCGAGAAGCUGUUUUUAUUUCGUUUUUGUUUUGAUCCAGUGCUCUCCCAUCUAACAACUAAACAGGAGCCAUUUCAAGGCGGGAGAUAUUUUAAACACCCAAAAUGUUGGGUCUGAUUUUCAAACUUUUAAACUCACUACUGAUGAUUCUCACGCUAGGCGAAUUUGUCCAAACACAUAGUGUGUGUGUUUUGUAUACACUGUAUGACCCCACCCCAAAUCUUUGUAUUGUCCACAUUCUCCAACAAUAAAGCACAGAGUGGAUUUAAUUAAGCACACAAAUGCUAAGGCAGAAUUUUGAGGGUGGGAGAGAAGAAAAGGGAAAGAAGCUGAAAAUGUAAAACCACACCAGGGAGGAAAAAUGACAUUCAGAACCAGCAAACACUGAAUUUCUCUUGUUGUUUUAACUCUGCCACAAGAAUGCAAUUUCGUUAACGGAGAUGACUUAAGUUGGCAGCAGUAAUCUUCUUUUAGGAGCUUGUACCACAGUCUUGCACAUAAGUGCAGAUUUGGCUCAAGUAAAGAGAAUUUCCUCAACACUAACUUCACUGGGAUAAUCAGCAGCGUAACUACCCUAAAAGCAUAUCACUAGCCAAAGAGGGAAAUAUCUGUUCUUCUUACUGUGCCUAUAUUAAGACUAGUACAAAUGUGGUGUGUCUUCCAACUUUCAUUGAAAAUGCCAUAUCUAUACCAUAUUUUAUUCGAGUCACUGAUGAUGUAAUGAUAUAUUUUUUCAUUAUUAUAGUAGAAUAUUUUUAUGGCAAGAUAUUUGUGGUCUUGAUCAUACCUAUUAAAAUAAUGCCAAACACCAAAUAUGAAUUUUAUGAUGUACACUUUGUGCUUGGCAUUAAAAGAAAAAAACACACAUCCUGGAAGUCUGUAAGUUGUUUUUUGUUACUGUAGGUCUUCAAAGUUAAGAGUGUAAGUGAAAAAUCUGGAGGAGAGGAUAAUUUCCACUGUGUGGAAUGUGAAUAGUUAAAUGAAAAGUUAUGGUUAUUUAAUGUAAUUAUUACUUCAAAUCCUUUGGUCACUGUGAUUUCAAGCAUGUUUUCUUUUUCUCCUUUAUAUGACUUUCUCUGAGUUGGGCAAAGAAGAAGCUGACACACCGUAUGUUGUUAGAGUCUUUUAUCUGGUCAGGGGAAACAAAAUCUUGACCCAGCUGAACAUGUCUUCCUGAGUCAGUGCCUGAAUCUUUAUUUUUUAAAUUGAAUGUUCCUUAAAGGUUAACAUUUCUAAAGCAAUAUUAAGAAAGACUUUAAAUGUUAUUUUGGAAGACUUACGAUGCAUGUAUACAAACGAAUAGCAGAUAAUGAUGACUAGUUCACACAUAAAGUCCUUUUAAGGAGAAAAUCUAAAAUGAAAAGUGGAUAAACAGAACAUUUAUAAGUGAUCAGUUAAUGCCUAAGAGUGAAAGUAGUUCUAUUGACAUUCCUCAAGAUAUUUAAUAUCAACUGCAUUAUGUAUUAUGUCUGCUUAAAUCAUUUAAAAACGGCAAAGAAUUAUAUAGACUAUGAGGUACCUUGCUGUGUAGGAGGAUGAAAGGGGAGUUGAUAGUCUCAUAAAACUAAUUUGGCUUCAAGUUUCAUGAAUCUGUAACUAGAAUUUAAUUUUCACCCCAAUAAUGUUCUAUAUAGCCUUUGCUAAAGAGCAACUAAUAAAUUAAACCUAUUCUUUCUGUGUGUGUGAGCGUGCGUUUGUGUUUGGUAGUGUUCCUAGGGCAGAGGUGGAGCAGGGAUGCACUUAUCAUGGGAAGGGAGGUAGAAAAGAGAAUUGGAUAGCCUGUGAUCUUUGGUGGAAUUUAUUCCUUUUGCCUAGGCCUUUCAGACCCUGCUUGAUUUCCGUAGGACACUUCAGGUUGUGGCAAGGGAGAGCUGGUCUGCAAUCGGAAGUACCAGCCUCUUCCCUAGAGCACAACUAGAAAGAAGAACUAUAGAGUGUUAUAAGGGAGGCCCUGAGAUGGAAGGACCAUCACACAGAAAUGAUAAUAACUUCAUUUCAGGGUGUUCCAGGGGAAAAGCAGGAGAAAGAUUUGGGGCUCAGUAGAAGGAAAAGCUUCCUAGUGAUAAGAGUGAUUGGCAAUACCAUGAGGUACCUUUAAAAGAUAGUGAACUCCUGUCCUUGGAAAUAUUAAACCACAGGCUAGAUAUCAUUUAAUAGGGAUGUGAAGUAGAGUAAGUCACUGCCCUUGGUGUGCAAUUGUGAACUUGUCAAUUUCUGAGGUCCCUUUCUACUUAGAUAUAUAAUACAAGAUUUCUAUUAGGUAUGGGUGCUCUGAUGAUAAUGAAAAUCCCAGCAGCUAUGUAUGGGAUGGUUACACCAGACACUGUGCUAAGGAUUUUCUUUGAAUUGUUUCUCACUCAAUCUUCACGGUAGCUCAGUGAGGUAGGUACCAUUAUCACUGCUAGAAAGCAGUGAACUUAUAUGGUCUUACUGUGGCACUGGGUCCUUAAACAUUAUGCAAAACUGUGAGCAACUUUUAUCGGUUUGUUCUUUUAAGAACAUAACACAGCACUCUAAAAAUAGAUCUAACUAGAUUGUUCACAUCUAGCGAUUAAGGCCACCCUGAGAUUAUAGCUGCAUCAUCAGGAACCCAAGAUCUGAAGCAUUCAGUCAAAGCCUCUUGGCCACCUCUCUUUUUGUCAUGGCCUUCUUGGACUUGGAGGGGGAGAAUGGAAGCAAGUACCAAGGAGAAAGUGUUCUCAGAAAAGCCACACCCAUUAGAAAAAUACAAGGCCUGAAAGGUGUGAGUGGGACUUGACACGGAAGAGCAUUUCAAGCUUAAGAAAAAAAAAAAAAAGAAGAAUGUGGGAGGAUGUCAGCAACAAUGCUUGAGAUUCCCUGGUCCCCCAAAGAGUCUCUCCUCCAUAAAACUAAUGAGAAUGUGACAAAAAUAGAUUCAACUUCUUAUAGCUCUGGAAAUUAACUGAAGAUGUAUAGCAAUUUGCAGAGCAUUUAUUCAAGAAAAAGACUAAAUCUCUGUGAGCACUGUGAUAUUGUAACUUGCACUACUCUCAUCUCCCCCUCUCCAGCUCCACAAUAGCUUUGAAACCAACAGCCUGCAAUUACCAUGAAAAUCAGCAGUCUGGCAGCCACUGAAGGUGACAGAAUGGAGUUGGAGUUCUUUCAAAGUCCCAUUCCUAGACAAUUGUCACUAUUUGACCUGUUUGGCAGGCCCUGGAAGCUCCACUUGCAAGGCUAUAUUUGACCUGACUGGAAGCUUCCCAGGGUAAAAAACUUUGUCAAAACAACUAGAGGCAAUUGAUUCUCUUUGUGGCUGCCUGGGGUAAUGUAUAACAGUUGGGGAAAGCAAUUGGCUAAAUAAAAAGCCUAAAAGGAGAAGCUGGAAAAAGAGAUUUUCAUAGGGACUUUGAAAAGCUCCAAAGUGUUAUUGGCAAUCUAGACUGCCAAAUGCAUAAAUAGGACUCCAUCCAUGCCCAGGACUGUGCAGAUGCUCAGGAAAAACCCAAGAAAGCCUUAAGCUCUCACUUCAAGCUGAUCUUGAGGCUCUGCACAAGCCAUAAGUAAAGGGAAUGCAGAGUUGUCAAUUGCAUGGCGGAGUGUUGAGUGUGCCUCAGCAUUCACACAGAGCUCCUUGGCAGAGACUGGUUGAAUUAUUGAUUCCAAGUGUUUGAGGAAAUCCGUGUACAACUAUUAGAUGACUACUAACCAAGCAGAGACUUCAGUGUCCACACACAACAAAAAAUACAGACUUUACAGAAUUAGUUCAGAAAAGUCAUUAAACAAAGAAACAACAACAAACCCUGGGGAAAUGACAGUACGAUCAAACCAUGCAUGGCCCUGCCUGCAUGUGGGAAUCCUCAUCCAAGUCAUACUUUCUAAACAUCAUAAAAAGCCCAAACCAGUCUCCUUUCCUGGCUCUCUCAAGUCAUUUUCAGACCAGGUUAGGAGACGUGAGCUGCUCUCCACAAAAAGCCUCAUGUGAGUAAUAAAUGUUUCAUACUCUCUUGGGGUGUGUGUAACAUCAUCAGUCUCAGCAUCUAAACCAAAUUUUGGUGACAUUUCAUCUUGUUUAUGCAGAUGUCCACCACACCUAUAAAUAAACAAACUACUGAAACUGAUUCAAGAAAAAAUAAAAAUCUGAAUAGAGCUAUCACAAGUAAAGAGAUUAAAUAAGCAAUCAAAUAACUUCCCAGAAAGAAAAGCCCAAUUUAGGAUGUCUUAACUGAUUAAUGUUAGCAAAUAUUUAAAGAAGAAUUGGUACAAAUUCUUCACAAACUCUUCCAGAAAUGGAAGAGGAGGAAACACUUUCCACCUUAUUUUCUAUAACUAGUAUUACCUUGAUACCAAAUUCUGACAAAUACAUCAAAAAUAAAACCAUAGACCAAUAUCUCUUUUAAGUGUAAAUGCAAAAAAAUUCAACAAAAUGCUAGAUAACUGGGUCCAACAACAUAUGGAAAGGAUUAUAUACCUUGACCAAGUGGGAUUUGCCCCAGGAAUGCAAGAUUGAUUUAACCAUCAGUGUAAUGCAUCAUAUUAAUAGAAUAAAGACAGAAACCACACAAUCAUCUCGAUACACGCAGAAAAAUCAUUUGGCAAAAUUCAACACCCCUUUGUAAUAAAAUCACUCAACACACUAGGAAGAGAAGGGAACUUCUUCAACCUCACACAUGGCAUCUAUGAAAAACCCACAGCUGGCCGGGUAUGGUGGCUCAAGCCUGUAAUCCCAGCACUUUGGGAGGCUGAGCCAGGCGGAUCACCUGAGGUCAGGAGUUCGAGACCAACCUGACCAACAUGGAGAAACCCUGUAUCUACUAAAAAUACAAAAAAUUAGCCCGGCGUGGUGGCAAAUGCCUGUAAUCCCAGCUGCUUGGGAGGCUGAGGCAGGAGAAUCGGUUGAACCCAGGAGGUGGAGGUUCUGGUGAGCCGAGAUCACGCCAUUGUACUCCAGCCUGGGCAACAAGAACAAAACUCUGUCUCAAAAAAAAAAAAAAAAAGAAAAGAAAAACCCACAGCUAACAUCAUACUUAAAGGUGAAAGACUGAAAGCUUUCCCCCAAGAGGAACUAACAGGAUAUCUGCUGUCACUAUUUUUAUUCAAUAUUAUACUGGAGGUUCUACCUAGGGUAAUUAGGCAAAAAAAAAAAAAAAAAAAAAAAACAACAACAAAAAAAAAACAAAAAAAAAAACAAACAAAAAAAAGAAAAGAAAAAAGUCAUCCAGAUUGGAAAAGAAAUAAAAUGAUUUCAAUUUUAAGAUGACAUAAUAUUGUAUGUAGAAAUCCUAAGGAAUUUACAAAAGAACUAUUAGAGCUAAUACAUGAUUUCAGCAAGGUUGCAGGAUACAAGAUCAACAUACAGAUAUAAAUUGUAUUCUACACACUUGUAAUGAAAAAUCUGAAAAUAAAAUUAAGAAAAUAGCACCCUUUGAAUAGUAUCAAAAAGAAUAAAAUACAUAGAAAAAAUGUAACAGGAAGUGCAAGACUGGUACAUUGAAAACAAUAAAACAUUGUUAAAAAAUUUAAAAUCAUCAAAAUAGAUGGAAAUAAAACCUGUGUUCAUGGAUGAAAAAAAUUAACAUUGCUCUACAGAUUCAAUACAAUUCUUAUCAAAAUCCCAGGUGGCUUAAGAAAUUGACAAGUUAAUCCUAAAAUUCAUAAGAAAUUGAAAGGGAUCCACAAUAGCCAAAAUAAUCUUAAAAAAGAUUUUAAAAAGUUGGAGAACUCACACUUCCUGGUUUCAUAACAUACACCAGGCUGGGCAUGGUGGUUCAUGCCCAUAAUCCCAGCACUUUGGGAAGUUGAGGCAGAAGGAUCACUUGAGCACAGGAGUUUGAGACCAGCCUGGACGAUAUAGUGAGACCUUGUCUCUACUAAAAAUUUAAAAAGGAAUUAGCCAGGUGUGGUAACAUGCACCUGUUGUCCCAGCUACUUAGGAGGCUGAGGCAUGAGGAUCACUUGAGCCCAGAAGAUUGUACCACUGCACUCCAGCCUACAUGACAGAGUAAGUCUCUGUCUCAAAAACAAAACAAACAACAAAAAUACUGAAAGCUUUCCCCAUACAGGAACUAACAGGAUAUCUGCUGUCACUAUUUUUAUUCAAUAUUGUUCUGGAGGUUCUAGCUAGGGCAAUUAGGCAAAAAAAGGAAAAAGAAGUCAUCCAGAUUAGAAAAGAAAUAAAAUAAUUUCAAUUUUCAGAUGACAUAAUAUUGUAUGUAGAAAUCCUAAGGAAUUUACAAAAGAACUGCUACCCUGAAAGAAUUGUUGUAAGGCAAAUACCCCUGUAAUUACCAUUAGGGGAAGAAAUUUUUCCAUGCUUCACAGAAACUCUCCUUAUACCCCACCUCAAUUUUAAUCUUUUUCUGUACCACUACAGUUAUAAUUCUCCUAAAGCUUAAAGCAAUUACCUCCUUGUUUAUAUUUAUAGUUUCAUCACUGAAGUGUGCAUUCCUAAACUCAACACCUUAGUCUGGUUGCAAACAGUUUAAAUGAGAAAAGAUAAGGCCUGAAUUAAGGCAGCAGCCCUAAACCUUUUUCUAUAAUCCUGAUAGUGAUUACCACCUAGGGGAUUAUAAAUGUUUGCUUCUUCCUCUGGCACCAACAAGUUUACUGAGCAGAAGUUUAAAAUAAUUGGAUAAUGGGGCAGGUGACAUCAGCAAGAUGUUGUAUUAGCAAAUGCUGGACCCUUCUUCAAUCCACAAACACAUCUAUUCUGCAAAAAUUCAUGGCUAAAUUCCUUUGUGAGGAAUCCAGAAACUAAAAGGCUCCUGCACUCCCAGCAAAUGCAAAAACCAGACUCACCAAAGCUGGUAGAGAGAUUUGAGAUACCACCUUGUCCGAAUCCCUAACCCCAGCACAGUGCCAUGUAGUCAGCAAGAGACUCCCUAGCACUCAGUUUCUCCCAGGUGAGAGGAGUUGGUUCACAUAUCCAAGACCUCCAACUUUUCUGAGGAGAUUCCCAGAGGACUGGCUUCUAUCUUGUCAGUCUUGGAGCUCUGACAGAAUUGGUACUAUCUAGCUACCUGGGGAAGGACAGAGACAGAGGUUUAGACCAGUAGAUGACAUGGCACCCUGCCCUCUACUGCCUCACCUCCUGGCUCAGCACAGACAGGACAAAAAUCAUGGCUACCUACAUUUCCCUGGAGAAGGAAUGAUUUGUUAAAGGCCCCCAAAUCACUGGGCAGACUUAUUGGUGGGGGUCUUCUCCUCUGAGGCCCAGCUGUGAGGACUGGGACAGGUGACUGCUUUGUCUAAUGUGCAGACACCAACACAAAGAGUCAAGGAAAAUGAAUAAUCAUACGAAGAUGUUCCAAACCAAAGAACAAGAUAAAUCUCUGGAAACUGAGCUAAUGAAAUAAACUUAUGUGAUUUACCUGACAGAGAAUUCAGAAUAGCUCUCAUAAAGAUUCUCACCAGAGUCAAGAGAACAAUGCAUGAAAAAAGUUAAGAAUUUUGACAAAGAGAUAGAGUAUAUUUAAAAGUACCAAAAAGAAAUGGAACUGAAGAACACAACAACUGAACUGAAAAAAUUUAUGACAGGACAUCAACAGGAGACAAGAUUAAUCAGAAGAAAGAAUCAAUGAACUUGAAGACAGGUCAUUGGAAAUAAUUCAGUUAGAGGAGAAAUUAAAAUGAAAAAGAGUGAAAAAAAGCCCAAGGGUCUUAUGGGCAACAUCAAGCUGAACAAUAUACUCAUUAUUGGCAUCACAGAAUAAAAGAGAGAAAAGAACUGAGAACGUAUUCAAAGAAAUAAUGGCUGAACACUUCCCAAAUAUGAGGAAGAAAAUGAACAUUCUGAUCCAAGAAGCCCAAAGGUCAUAAAAAAGUGAUCCCAAAGCCUACAGGCAUAUUAUAAGUUGUCAUCCUAGAGAAAGAAAAAUAUCUUUCUCCCAGCCUCCAUAUUCAAAUCUUAAGGAAAAUUCUUAUGGACUUAGCUUGAGUUUCAAGUUCAUUUCUAAAAUCAAUCAUGGUGGCCAAACGGAAUGAGCAUUCUGAUUUGCCAGUGUGGUCUCAUGUUACCCCUGUGCCUAGAAAGGAAACAGGAGAUGAAAAGCAUGGUGAUAAGAAGACUGGAUGGCACCACAUGGGAUAGGGGGAAAGUAGUUGAAAAAAAAUAGUUGUAAGGAAAAGAGAUACAAGGAGUCAAAAAUAACAAAUAUCUACUUAAAAGCCUUUUCCACAUUUAAUGUUUUUUGUUCACUGUGGUGUAGUAAUAAAUGUCUAUACUUAAGGGGUGAGGAUUGAUAUAUUUAAAGUGAAUGGUCUGGAAGGCAAGGAAGCUCAUUCCAACAGAUUCAUGCUACAUUGUUUAGUGACAAAUAAGGGGAACAGAACAGAGAAAGUGAUUUCAGCUAUAAAUAUAGGAGAUAAUAAAAUCCUUUAGUAAACAGUAUCUAAGCCUUGUUUUUAUGAUAUUGGGGAACAGUAACAGAUCAAAGUACUGUAGUCUUCAGUAUGCAGACCUUUCACUUUCUUAGUUUAUUCCAGGGUCUUUUUUUUUUUUGCUGCUAUUACAAAUAGCAUUGUUUUCCUAAUUUUUGUUUAAGAUAGUUCAUCGUUGGUAUAGAAAUGCCAUUGAUUUUUGUAUGUUGAUUUUGUAUCCUCCAACUUUACUGAAUUUAUUAGUUCUAACAGUUUUUUGAUGGAGUCUUUAGGGUUUUCUAUGUAUAAGAUUAUGUCAUCUGCAAACAGCAACAAUUUUACCCUUUGUUUUCAACGUGAGCGUCUUUUAUUUAUUUUUCUUGCCUAAUUGCUUUAGCUAGGACUUCCAGCACUAAAUUGAAUAGAAGUGAUGAGAGUGGGCAUGUAUGCCUUGUUUCUGGUCUUAAAGAAAAACAUUUCAGUUUUCCAUUAUUCGGUAUAAUGUUAGUUAUGGGUUUUUAAAAAUAUAUAUGACCUUUAUUAGGUUGAGGUACUUUUCCUCUAUUCUUAGUUUAUUGAAUGUUUUUCUCAUGAAAGUGUGUUAAAUUUUGUCAAAACCUUUUUUACAUCCAUCAAAUGAUUAUGUAAUUUUUAUCCUUUAUUCUGUUAAUGGAUUAUCACAUUAACUAAUUUUCAUAUCUUGAAGCAUACUUGCAUCCUAGGAAUAAAUCCCACUUUGUCAUAGUCUUUGAUCCUUUUAAUAUAAUGUUAAAUUUGGUUUGCCAGUAUUUUGUUGAGGAUUUUUGCAUCUAUAUAUUCAUCAAGGAUAUUGGGCUGUAAUUUUCUUUUCUUGUGGUGUCUUUGUCCGGCUUUAGUAUAAAGGUAAUUCUGGCUUCAUAAAAUAAGUUAGAAAGUGUUCUCUCUUCUUUGAUUUUUUUGGAAGAGUUUGAGAAUAAUUGGCAUUAGUUUUGUUAAAUGUUUGGUUGAAUUCACUAGUGAAAUUAUUUGGUCCUGGGAUUUUCUUUACUGGGAGUUUUUUGAUUACUUGUUCAAUCUUUACGCUAGUCAUAGGUCUGUCCAGUCUUUGUAUUUCUUCAUGAUUUAGUCAUCAUGUAUUCAUGGGUUGUAAGACUUAAUAUUCUUAAAAUGCCCAUAUUACCCAAAGUGAUCUAUAGAUUCAUGCAAUCCCCAUCAAAAAUCCCAGUGGCAUUUUUAUUUACAGAAAUAGAAUAAUUCUAAAAUUCAUCUGAAGCCACAAAAGACAAUGAAUAAACAAAUCAAUCUUGAAAAAGAAGAACAAAGCUGGAGGCAUUAUACUUCCUGAUUUCAAAAUAUCCUGCAAAGGUACAGUAAUCAAAACAGUAUGUUACCAGCAUAAAGACAAACACACAGACCAAUAGAACAGAAUAGAGAGCUCAGCAACAAAUCCGUGAAUAUACAGUCAACUGACAUUUGGCAAUGGUGCCAAGCAUACUCAGUGGGAGAAAUGAUAAUCUCUUCAACAAAUGGUGUUGGGAAAACUGAAUAUCCACAUGCAAAAGAAUAAAAUUGGACCCUAUCUUAUACCAAAAAUCAACUCAAAAUGGAUUAUUUAAAUGUAAGACUUGAAACAGUAAAACUCCUAGAAGUAAACAGAAGAGAAAGUUUCAUGACAUUGCCCUUGGCAAUGAUUUCAUGUACAUAACAACAAAAGCACAGGUAAUAAAAACAAAAAUAGACAAAUGGGACUACCUCAAAUUAAAAUGUUUCUGCACAGCAAACGACCAACUGAAUGAAAAGGCAAUCUAUGGAACAGAAGACACGGGGUGACAUGAGACCACUUUGGCAAAUCAGAAUGCUCAUUCCAUUUGGCCACCAUGAUUGGUUUUAGAAAUGGACUUGAAGCUCAAAGAAAGCCCAUAAUAUAUUCCUUAAGAUUUGAAUAUAGAGGCUGGAAGAAAGAUUUUUUUCUUUCUCUAGGAUGACAAGUUAUAUAUAAUAAGCCUGUAGGCCAAUAUCUGCUGGCAGCCACCUUUCCCAGGUAUAUGGAUGAAACUAUCUGAAGGAUGAAGCCUCCAUUCACAGAAAAUCAGAGCUGUAAAGGGAAGAGGAUAUCCUGAUGAAUUUUUUUCUUGGAUUGAGCCAUGUCUGAAGUCAAGCCAACUUUUGAAGUAUCCUAUAGUACUUAUAUAUUGCUUGGUAACAAAUUAUGCCAAAAUUUAGUAGCUUAAAACAACAAACAUCUAUUAUCUCAUGCAUUUCUGAUAUAGAUAUAGGAGUGACUAAUCUGGGUGGUUCUGGGUCAGAAUCUCUGGUGAGUGUGUAGGCAAGGUGUCAGUAGGGGGCUGCAAUUAUCUAAAGGCUUGCCUGGGGCUGGAGACGCACUUUCAAUGUGGUGUACUCACGUGGCUGUUGGUUGGAGGCCAAAUGUGCUAGGCAAAGCCUCAUGCACAUUUCUCUGUAAGGAAACAAAGCUGGCUUACUUGGGGGCAGGAUUUUUUUUUUUCCCAGUUGUUCUUCAAAAUGAAGUUUCCCGCUCCAAGUCCCAGCCAGAUAUGUGAAAAACAAUCCUUGCAGAACAACCCUAUUAGCAGUUCUGCAAGGAUUUUUAGGAACCGUAUUAGCAAGUUCCUCAGUUCCUCACCAUGUGAACCUCUCUUCACGACUUAGUAACUGGCUUCCUCUAGAGUGACUAAUCCAAGAGACAGCAAGGAUUGACAGCCAUGACAGCACAGUGCCUUUCAUGACUUACUCUCCAAAGUUACAAACCUUUACUUUUGCUUUAUCUUAUUUGUUAGAGCAAGUCACUAAAUUUGCCCACAUCUAAGAUGAGGGUAUUUGGGCUUCACCUCUUGAAUGGAGAAGCACCCAAAAAUCUGUGGCCUUUUUUUUUAAUUACACUCUCAGUUACAUGAAUCAAUAAAUUCCAUUUUUGGCUUAGCUUCUAUUGGGUUUCUAUCACUUGCAACCAAAGUGCCCUAACCAGUAUCUACAUCUGAGUCAUUAAGAAAGUUUCAGACAGGGCUGGGCGCGGUGGCUCACACCUGUUAAUCCCAGACUUUGGGAGGCCGAGGCAGGCGGAUCACGUGGUCAGGAGAUCGAGACCAUCCUGGCUAACACGGUGAAACCUUAUCUCUACUAAAAAUACAAAAAAUUAGCCGGGUGUGGUGGCAGGUGCCUGAAGUCCCAGCUACUCGGGAGGCUGAGGCAGGGGAAUGGCGUGAACCCGGGAGACGGAGCUUGCAGUGAGCCGAGAUCACGCCACUGCGCUCCAGCCUGGGCGACAGAGUGAGACUCAGCUUCAAAAAAAAAAAAAAAAAAGAAAGUUUCAGAUAUUAUUGUUUAUUGCUUUUAAUCUAGUGAAUUCAUAAAUCGUCACUUAACUCAAGCAAAACAAUGUUACUCUCUUUGUACAUUGUACAGAUGCAGGAUAACAAUGCAGUGUUAUCCUGCAUCUGUACAAUCAAGCACCCAAACUGGUUCUGUAGAGGCAGGACCUUAGCAUAUAGCAGAGAUAACUUAUCUUCCAGCAGAUCCGGAGCUCCAUUUUGUAGACAGAAAUGAAUGCUCUGUGCCACAGAAGGAGCUGUUGCACUAUUCAUUCCCGUUUCCUCCCAUUCACUCUCCACAUCUCCAAUCCUGGCAUUGUCUGCUUUGUUACUUGUUAAAAACUUGAUUUCGUAGAUUGCUUUAAAAUAAGAACAAAAUGUACUUUGACACACAUCAUUUUGUUUGGUUCUCAUUAAUUUUGAGAGAAAGGCAAGAUAGAUAUUUAAAUGACCCCUAUUUUAGUGGUAAACAAGCUGAAAUUAGAUAAAUAAAAUGAUUUGCCUAAUG